UGAGACGAGCAGCUGGCCUCAUAAAGAACAGCGAAUAUCAACAAUAAUUCAUCUGAGAUUUUUGUUUUGCCAGCGUAAAUAGUGAACGCUAAAUGUUUCCUAGAUGCAUAAGGUAAUCAUAGGAAAGAAGCGUCUUAAGAGAUUGGUUUCUCUUCCUACAACGGGCACUAGAAAAUGGCGAUCGAAAGACUCCCGCGAAGGGCCGACGGGUUCGGUGAGUUUUCUGCAGUAGGAAUAUGAAAUGGGUUAAGCGAUCGGCUGUGAUCUAUUACCAAUUGGCUCUUUUUGUUAUAUGUGUGGACAUGUUAACUAUACCGUGUCAUUUUUGCAAACAAAUUUAUAACUUUACCGUUUAUCUGAACAUAUUUCUGUCACAUUACGCAGCAGUAUUUUAGAAAUAUCGUCACGGUGUCUAAAGGCAAACUAGCCUCUUAUUCUUCUUAUAAAAUUAUUCCCUUGUAGAUCGUUCAAAAGAAUGACUUAAUGUUAUGCUCAGGGUACAUUCUUGUGUUCUUUCAUUAAAGUCAUGGUAACUUGCUAGUGAUUCUUGACUAUUAGCUCUUCGAUGUUUCAAAAUCUUAUUUUCCUCUAAACCUUUUUAGGAAAAGCGCAAUUCGUCAACUAGCUUCCGUUCGUAAGACAACAUAAGGUUACGAGUGUGUUUCAAACGUUUGUAACCAUGAUCUCUUCGUGUUGAUGAAUGUGUUAUCGUCAAAGAAAGAUGUGGGAAAGAAAUUGUCUUAAUUGUUCUGCCUUUAUGUUCUGUGGGUAUUUCACGUCGUUAAGUUAAUCGAUUCUCUUUAUUUUUAUGUUUGUGAUGAAAAAUUUAUGAAUGAGGUGGCUUUUUUCUAUCCUUCUCUCACGUUAUGUUAUUGCUUAGAUCUACUUUGUUAAGAAUCAAAGUUGGAAUCUGACAGGAAUUAUCAAUUCCUGUGUAUCUCUUUUGACUGCUUAUUUCAUUUAGUGUUUGCAUUUUUAGCAUUCCUUGUGUUAUGGACAUAGUUUUGACAGUAAUUUUCAUCAAUUCUCUAAAUUAUGCAGGCUUAAUAUCAACACUAUAGGUUUUCACAGAUUUAAAUGGUAAAAUUCAAACCUCUAAUUGUAAUGUUUACAAAGGCAUUUGUUAAUUUUAUCAUGAUACAGUCAAACUUUAAUUAUCCAAACUUGUGGGAACUGGGCUAAAUAGUCCAAAUAUUGAAAGAUCCAGAUAAUUGGAAAAUCCAGAUAGUCAAAGUUUAUCUGUAUUCAGGUUGGGUAUUUUUUAAUUUUAUAAUUCCAAGCCUAUUCUAGUCUCCCCAAAUUAGAAGAAUUUAUCCUUGGCUACAUAUCACUGACACUUAAAUAAAGUUAUUAAGUGAUUCUGAAAAUCUUAAUGUCUCUACAGGGAUUUGGAAAACCAAGUGUUUACCAUGCCACAGUAGUAAUCUUCCUGGAAUUUUUUGCCUGGGGUCUUCUCACAUCACCUAUGUUAACAGUAAGUUUUUAUGUGAGAGUUAUUUCAUUGCUCUAGAUACUCAUGUUUAGGGGAAGAAUCUGUCCCAUUUCACACCACUCAUGACAUGAAAUUAGACUCUACAUGCUCCUAACCUUGAUUUACUUUCAUCGGUUGAAGAAAAACUAACUUUUUAAGUAUGAGGUAAGUCAGAUUUCAUGUUGUCUUGUGUUUGUUGAGUAAUACAUGUACACGUGGAUCACUGAUGGUGUCAAAAUGUGUUAGGAAAAAAAAAAACAAAUGGUGCAUGAGGCACAGUUGAGUGUGUCAUUGAUGCUUUUUACUACAUUUUGAUGUCUACUGUGAUUUAUUAUUUUACAAACCCAUGGCAACGAAGAAUCUCUCUCUUUCUUUUCAAUAUGAUUAAACAGAAAAAAUGGUGUUAAUGGUGAUGUCAACAAUGCAUUUGUCUUCCAGUAGAAAUAUAACUAAGAACCUCUCAAAGUGCAUGUAUAAUUCAACUUAUCAUCUAACCCUUUAACUCCCAAGAUUUGAUUGUUAAUUCUCCCCUCUUGCUUCAACUAAUUCCUUUGUAAAUUAGUUACGAGAGUUUGGUGAUAGAUCAAGAUAACAACUUCUACCUGUCUAAGUUUGAGUAUUCUUAUUACCUAUUUGCUCAAUAAUGUAUGAAUACUAUAGGGAGAAGUUACUUGUUAAUCACUUCUGGGAGUUAAAAUGGAUAAAUACAGUAUGAACUACACAAGUGUUACUUCUUUUUACACUCCUCUCCAUAGGUUCAACCCUUUAUCCUCUGCCAUAAGUUCUUGUCUGGGUAGUCAAUAUACAAUCUCUAACUGAUAGUGAUCUGUUAACAAGGAAAUUGAGGCUGUAAAUUUUGAUAUUUGUCAUGUAGAGAUGUUUGGUUCCUCUUUACAGCCAAAUUCUAGCAAUUUGAAAACCUUUUGAUCUGAUCACAACAUUGCAGAAAUUAUUUUGUCAACUUGGCCAUUCUACUGAAGGGUAAAGUGAAAAGUGUGUAAAACCAUAUCCUGAGUGAACAUGGUGCCUUAACCCUUUAACCCACAAGAUCUGAUUGUUAAUUCUCCCUUCUAGUUGCUACACAUUUCCUUUUAAGUUAGUUACAAAAAUUUAGCGUAAGAUCAAGAAAACACCAUCUACUUGAUAAGUUUGAGUUUUCCCAUUUGUUGCAUGAUGUAUAGAUAUUAUGGGGAUAAGUUACAGUACAUAUUAUUUGCUCUUAGGAGUUAAAGGGUUAAACCUUUAAAUCCCAGAUCUAAUUUAUAAUUCUCCUUACUGUCAACCAUACAGUUCUUAUAGUUUUAGUUCGGAGAAUUUAGUAUGGGGUCAACUAAUUAUUUCCAAAUUGAUAUUUUUCUUUAUUCUCAUCACUCAUCAGGUUGAUAUAGCAUGAACAUUGUAAGGAGAAAUUCUGUCUCGGUAACUCAUGGGUUUAAAGGGUGAACCAUUUUUUGUGUCUUCCUUGGAACAGUGAUGCAAUAAUUCAUAAACCCCCAAUCCUAAUUAUGUCAACCUGGUUUAACAAGCCAAAUUGUUCUAGCCAUUAAACAUAGAAUGUAUGGAAAAGAUCAGAGCCUAAUUGAAACAAAGCCAGAGUGUCAGACCCUUUGACAGAAUUUUUUGUUACAACAUUAAAUACAACAUCAAGCAGACAAGUGAUGAGAAUAAAGAAAAAUAUCAAUUAGGUGAUUAUAAGUUGAUCCAGCACCAAAUUCUCUGAGCCCCAUGUAACAUCAUAAGAAUUGUAUGAGAGACAGUUAGAAGAAUUACUGAAUUAAUGAGAUCUUGGGAGUUAAAGGGUUAAAUAGACUUCAUCAUAUCACAACUUUACUGCUCUGUGUAUGACAUCUACUGAAUUGUGCAAUUUACAAUUCUGCUGUAGCUUGCAUGUACAACAUUCAUGUACUGUGCAAUGAGUGAGAGGAGAAACCAUCAGCCCAGUCAAAAUGUGCCAACAGCCAGCAAUUUUGACACCUACAAUAAAAUAUCUGCUACUUACUCUGUACUUUCUACUGAAAUUCAUUGACAACAAAUUUGAAGUCUCUACCAUUUUACACUUUAAGCAAAAAACAAAGAACUAAAUGGAAUAAUUUUCUCCAAUGAAUAGACACAAGCAGAAAUAUUUUUACCAUCAAAUGCACCAGAUACCACCAUUUGAAGCAGAAACUUUCAAAGUUUUCUGGGUUUCAUGCCUCCCAACUCCCCAAGAAGGCAGGUGCCUUUGGCCUCUGCCACCUACAACUCAACUCAUCUUACCCACUACUAAAAAACAUUUUUUAUAUGCUGGAACUGUUAUGGAAGUUAGCUGAGUUCAGAUAUUGUAAACCAAAUACAGCAAUUUCUCUCUAACCUAGACAGUCAAACCAACAAUAUUCUGACAAAAUCAAACCUUUCUUGUCAAAAGGACUUGCCACCUCACCAUCCUGACACAAACUGUUGUCUAAGCCUGAUCAUGUUAUUUUUUUCAUCUUUUAUAUAUCUGUCACUUACAAUAACUGCACUUUGUGAUUGCUUGCAUAAUUGUGAUGUUGCAUCUGUUUUUGUUUUUGUGGACUUUAUUCUAUCAUGUUCACUAGGCAACAGUAAGUGUAGAUAUUGUUUGUUUGUAUUGGUUGUAUUGGUUUGUAUAAGCAAUAUCUGACCAAAAUGGAGGUGAAUGUUCGAAAAAAAAUAAAGCAUGUACUUAAAAUAAACUCUAUGUUCAUAAUUAGUAGAGAACCUUCUACAAUGCGUAUUUCCUAUGGCACAUGGACAUAUAUGAAAUGUUUUUUUAAUUUAAUUGUGGGCAUUGGUCUGGUCUAGGGCUUGAAACUUUGACUCUCUGCACAGCAGUGUGGCAAUCUGAAAUGUUCAUGAGCUAACCAAGCACAGUUGAAUUUUGCUUUUGAUUUCAAACUGGGUUACUGACACAGAAAAGAAAAAUAUCAACUAGGGGAUUAUUAAUUGAUCCAAACUUAAUUCUCCAAACUAAAUUCAAGAGAAUUGGAGGGGGCACAGUAAGGAGAAUUAUGACAGUGAUGUUAAGAAUGAAAGGGUUGACAAGCUGCAUUGAUAAAUGAUCAGUUUGGAAACAGUACUAUGUCAGGAGUAUGUUUUUUGUCUCAUCACUAGUGUGGGACAAAGAAAAAUUUCUGAGUCCCCAUGAGGAAUUGAACCUCAGACCUUGGGAUUCUGCUCUCCAAUGCUCCACCACUGAGCCACAGAGACUCUAUGAUGAGCAAGGCCCAUUAAAAAGUUCAUGUAUGACAUAACUCCUGCAUAUUGCUAAGAUCAGCAAUGUAGAUAGCAUUAUGUUCGAAAAAAGAAUGAGAAAGUUUGUAAGUUUUGCGCUCGGUAAAGAAAUACAUUUUAUGACUUUUCUAAGUAAAGGUAUUGUUUUCCUGACAGGUCCUGCACAACACAUUCCAGCAACACACAUUUCUAAUGAAUGGAUUAAUUCAGGGAGUUAAGGUACAGAAAAAUAUUUUUUACAUGCAUUUGCAAUGAUAAAGUUGCUUAAGAUCGUGGUGAUUUUCUCAUGUAAAUAUUAAGUGCUCAGUGUAAGUCUGUUAAGACACGUGUACUCAUUUCAAUGGUGCCAGGAUUUCAAUAAAUGUAAAAGCUAGACAACUCCCUCCUUAUUGGUGGAAUGUGUUUCACGAGUUGAAAUGAAAAAAUAAGUUUAAAAAAAUUGAGGCUAGCUUUUUUCACUGAAUUUUGUUGACCUGUGUGACAGAUUUUACAGUAAAAGAGGAACUGCUUGUAGUCUCUGAGUUCACUUACAAAAUAAUGAGGAAUUUCAAUUUCUUUUCAGGGAAUAUUAUCUUUUUUGUGUGCUCCACUAAUUGGUGCCCUUUCGGAUGUUUGGGGACGUAAAUCCUUUCUUCUUGUUACUGUUUUCUUCACUUGCAUACCUAUCCCUCUUCUACAAUUUAACCCAUGGUAAGUUAUGACUCUAUGCUUUUCUCCUGAAAUCAAUCUUAGUGCUUUGAAUUCAAAUGUCCACACUGCAUUGCCGAUUAUCUUUUUCCUUAUGACUGUUAGGACAAGAUGGUGGGUUUUUCCCCUUAUUACGGCUUUAUUUCUUUUCACAACUCAUUACAUACAAGACUACUACAACUAGAUAUAUACUGACGUAGAGGAAAAGGUUACAGCAUACAUACAAUAAAUUAAACUAGGUGCAUACACAGGGAAAAAAAAAGGAGAAAGAAGAAAAAAAGAAGGAAAGUUAAAGUUGCAACAUUAAAAAAAAAAAAAAAAAAAGGUGGUGUUUUUGUGGUUAUAUUCUAUUAUGUGGAACCUGUAUUUAGUAGUCAACCUAUAUUAAAGGGUUACCCCGCCAUUUUCUGUGGGUGACAGCUUACUAUAGGACUGUUCAACUGUGAUAACCAUUAAGCAGCUCCUAUUUGCCCUAAAGCUUCAUAAAGGUGGGUAUUUCAUCUUUUCCUGAAAGUAUACUUUGUUUUUCAGGUGGUUUUUUGCUAUGAUCUCAGUUUCUGGGAUGUUUGCAGUCACCUUUUCAAUAGCAUUUGCCUAUGUAGCUGACUGUACCGACGAAGGUGAUAGAAGCACUGCUUAUGGACUGGUAAGAUUUACUUAUCAGUAAAGCUUAAUCUGAUGGAUUAAUUCAUAGAUUAAAUUAUUGAAGGGGGGGGGGAGAGGGUCUAUUCUUAUUCUUAGACACCACCUUGUGAGGUGUCACCUUGUCACCCCCCCUACUCUUUCUUACUGUUGAUUCUGGAAGCUAUUCACUACCCACAGCACCUGUAGGAACAAAGUCCUUUCACCUAAUUCCUGUCUGGCACCUCUCAGACCACUGACAUAUGGAACAACAAACCCAACUUUAUGACUAAAUGCAGUCAUAUACUAAUGUGUAGUAAACCCAUUUAUGUUAUUGUAAAUUGUAAAAUUCUUCUGUUUUUCCCCCAGGUUUCUGCUACAUUUGCAGCAAGUCUAAUCAUAAGUCCAGCACUCGGAGGAUAUCUUGGUAGAAUAUAUGAUGACAGGGCUGUUGUGGCGCUAGCUACUUUUGUGGCUGCUUCAGAUCUGCUGUUUAUUUUAGUUGCUGUUCCUGAGUCUCUUCCUGAACGGGUGAGGCCAGCAUCUUGGGGAGCACCAAUCUCUUGGGAACAGGCUGAUCCUUUUGCAGUGAGUAAAAACAGCAACCUUUUCAACACGUUCUAUUUACAUGUAUUUUCUAACUCUGGUCAACAUAAAAAUUCACCUUACUGGUUUCCAUAUAUUUUCAUAUUGCUGCAUCAGUUGUGAUAAAGUGUGAAAAAAUUAGUCAAUUUGUAGAUCACUUUCUUGAUUCUCCUGACCUUUACCAGUGAUUUUGAGCUGGUAUUGUAAGGAGAAAUGUGAUGAGGAUCUUUUGGGGAUUAAGGGUUUAGGAGUGCCACCAAAUGUUGCUAUCUUCAAUUCAAAUAUACAUUGCUUGUGACGAGCACGAAAAGCUUUAACCCUUUACACCCCAACAUCAGUAUGCAUAUUCUCCAUACUAUUCUUUAUACAAUCCUAAGGUGCUGACAAGGAGAAUUUGUUUAUCAAUCAAGAGCACCUCUAUUUAGUGAUCAUUUCCCUUAUUCUCAUGACCUUAAUGUGUGAUUCAGUGGAGAUAUUGUAGGGAGAAAUUAGAUGCUAGUCACUCUUAGGGGUGAAAGGGUUGAAAAGGAAGUAUUAGAAAGUCACUUGAAUCUGUUCCUCAGACUAGCAAGUAAUUGUGUGUUGUUUUAUUUGUUUCUGUUCUAGUCUUUACGCAAAGUUGGCCAGGAUCCUAUAGUUCUGUUGAUGUGUAUUACAGUGUUCCUGUCAUAUCUACCUGAAGCUGGACAGUAUUCUUGUAUGUUUCUGUAUCUCAAGCAAGUAAGUCAUUCACAGAUGAAAGCUUUAUUGAACAUGCAAACUAUAACAACAGACCAUCCAAAAAAAAAACGGACGGCUAAAAUUUCCCAUAUGUGGACACCCUUUUCCGUUAAAAGAGAAUACUUUUGGAAGCUGGAGAAUUCUCCUGUGACUUAUACACAGAUUGAAAUUCUCUUUACGUAUUCAAUACACAUUUGAACAGACAGGUGGCGAGAAUUGAGAUUUUUAUCAACUUGAUUUAACUCCAGAUUCUGUUGGCUAGCGCUCAAAUAAUUGUAUGAUCAUCAGUUGGGAGUAUUCAUCUUAAAAUCUUUUAAGUUAUGGGGUUAAAUUAAUCUACAACAUAAGUAUUAUUCUACAAAACAUUUUUUUCAAGUUUUUUUUCUUCUUGUGGUCUUCUGCUAGGUUAUAAAAUUUACUUCAGACGAUGUGGCUACAUUUAUAGCAGUGUUAGGUGUAUUAUCAGUUAUCUCUCAGGUAAGGAUAUUAUAUUGUGUUGUUGCGAUUGAUCUCAGGUUAUCGCGUCUUUGAAGCAUACAACACUUAGCCCUUUAAAUCCUAAAAGUGAUUAACAUGUAACCUCUCCGUAUAAUAUCCAUACAUUAUCCAGCAAAAAGGUAUUGAGAAUACUCAAACUUACCAGCUAUAAGUUGUUAUCUUGAUCUAACAGCAAACUCUUGCAAGAAAAUUUACAAGGAAAUGUGUAGCAGCUAGAGGAGAGAAUCAAUCAGAUCUUUGGAGUUAAAGGGUUGAUCAGAUGACUACAGCAUGCAAAGGACAUUCCCUCCCUAGGCUGUCGGUCAAAUGCAUUUAUUUCUUGCUUCUUUUAAUGACCAAUAAUCGUCGAAAUGCUCGCUGCACAGAUAAAAGAAAAUGUGGUUAAUUUGGCUUGCGGGUAAGCGCCACUUUUUGGUUUUUUUUUAGGGGAGUCAGAGGGAAGUGUGACGAGAGCGUGACUCGGCGUGAACUGCGAGUCAGGCACGAGAGCCUCGCGCUUGCCUUCGCUUUCCUGAAAAACGCAGGAAAAAAGCAGAAAGAAAUACGCCUAUCCCGUAGGCGAAUUUGAAUUCAGAAUUUUAACCUAUGUUCUUGAUAAAUUAUGUUUACAGAUUCUUUUGUUUUGUUCUGUCUUCAGACUGUAGUCCUUACAUGUCUCAAGAAAACUAUAGGAUUGAAGAAUUGCGUUCUUAUUGGUUUAAUAUUUGAAAUUCUUCAGUUAUCUUGGUAUGGUCUCGGAACUCAGUUUUGGUAAGUUGCUACAAUUUUCAGUUGAGUUUCCAAAGUAAUACGGGAUAGUCUGUGGCUCAGUGGUAGAGCAUCGAAGCGCGGAAUCCUAAGGUCUGAGGUUCGAUUCCUCAUGGGACUCAGAAUUUUUCUUUGUCCCACGCUUGUGACAAGACGAAAAACAUCUUUUCCCCUUCCUUUACCGAGCUUAAAACUUACCAUCUUUCUUCAUGUAACUCGGAAAAAUGCGCAACAACGGUGCGCGCAUAGAACGCGUACUGUCCAAUGACACAGGCACGUCGCUACACUGUCCUUUUACAAGUAUGAAUCGUAAACUGUUCUAUUAAGGCUCAAAUCGGGCUGGUGAUACCCAAUUUGUUGUAAUUUUGAUUAAAGUGAAAUGUUGACGCAUCCACUUGAAUUCUUUCUCGUCUUCUUUGUGUCUGUAGGAUGAUGUGGGCAGCUGGAUCCCUGGCGUCAAUAUCGAUGAUAACAUAUCCAUCCAUGAGUGCCCUGGUGUCCUGUAACGCUGAAGCUGAUCAGCAAGGUAAGUCCACUGGUUUCCUAACGAAUAGAGCCUUUAAAAGUGGUCCAGAAUUGCAUUCUGCUUAGUGAGUGGUCACGGAAAUCUUGCUCUAACCUCUCAGCCAAUCAGAGCAAGACUUAAAGCAGUCGUUACUGAGAUGUCCGCGAUUUCCCGCACACGAGAUCUUUUCCAUGUUCUAAACACUAGUUAUCAUUGGCUCCAUUGGCUAAGUUCUCAUUGACCUUUGUUUUAAUAACCGUCUUUCAUGGAUUCAAGGUCAGGUAACGGUCUGAGAAUAAAAUUGUCCAAGGUCUGAAAAAGAGUCUAUUAAAAUUGAAGAUUUACAACUCUUAACUGUCGUUUUAGUCUGGUGGGAGAAAUUUUAGGUUUAUCAGGAAACGAUACGGAAAAAUUCGCGGCAACUUUAAGGAAGGAAAAUUAUGGCCUUUGACAAAGCAAAAGAACAGCGGGGAAGUUUUGUCAAAUCUGCUUUUGUCGGCGAGAAAGCGAGCUGCCCAUUCAUUUGACAUUUAAAGCAAGUAUGUUACAUGAUACUCGGUGUCAGCGGACAUCCGCCCUAAUUUUCUUUGUGUCCGCUUAUGGGAAGAAAUCCUCGUAGUCGGACAGUUCUAUUAGCAGACGCUUUUUCCAAUUCCCGAGGAUGUCCACUUACAAAAGAGUUCACUGUCGUUUUGAUUCACAUCGCCCCGUAUUUUGUUGGAUAAUACAGUCGAGCCUGUAUUAAACACGAAGGCGCGCUAUAAAAGGAGAGGUGCCUCAGAUACCUCUGGAUCAUUUGUCAAUCAACCGUCUUGGCACCGGAUUAAGCGGUCAGUUGUUAAAGUGCCGACAUUCUUACCUUCUAAACACUGCAAUUUUCAUCUUUAUUCACCUGUAUCAAGUGGUACCUGUCCUAAACUCUCAUUUAAAGUGGAACCACUCAAAUAAAAAAAGAACAAGCUUUUAAGUAUUUUUAAGUAACCCAUGUUUUUCUCCCGAAAUCAAUGUUGGUGGUAUUUUGCGCGAGUUUUUGUACAUCAAGUGGUUAAUUAAGUGGUCAAUUAGCGUUUUUUCCCGUGUUUUACAACACCCUCAUCCUGUGGAACCUGUUUUAAGCAUUCCCCAUGGCUGACCGCUAAAUACAGAUUACCAACACAUCUGAACCAGGUAUUCUCUUUUUUUUUCUAUGCCAGGUGUGGUUCAAGGUAUGAUAACAGGAAUAAGAGGCUUGUGUAAUGGCAUAGGACCUGCUCUUUUUGGUUUGGUGUUUUACGUGUUUCACGUGGAUUUAGAAGACGAGGAAGGUCCAACUGUCGAUAUCACUGCUGCAAGUAAUCACACCAUUAUGGAGGACCCGUACGGCAAGGUAUUGACAAUAUCAGAAUGCUUAUUUUUUACACUGUUCUUAUUUGCUAUGGCGAACAAGGAGAAUUUGGUAAACAAAAAAGAGCUUCUUUAGUUAGUAACCGUUUUCGUCUUUCUCAUGACCUGCAAAUACAGUAUCAUACAUAUAGUAUAACUCCUGAACAAAAGAAAUGAUCAAGAAUAGAAGAGGUUCUCAGUUGUAUAGUAAAUUUCCCUCUUCAUCGCCAUAGGGAUAUGUGUAAAGCAGGUACUGUCAGAGGAGAAAAUCAUUCUUUUUUACCUUGCUGUAAAUGUUUUUUUUCCGCAGACAAUCGUAUCUGGAGCACCGUUUCUAUUCGGCGCUGGCUCUGUUAUUCUUUCUCUUCUAUUGGCGUUCUUCCUUCCUGAUAACAGUGCUAAUUUUCAGCUUAGUGCACGUUCUCCAACCAGGAGAAACAGCGAAUUUAGUUUCCAAAGCGAGUGCGAGGCUAGUGGCUCUGAGUUAAGGGACAUGAAUACGUCAUCUGAUAAUGCACCUCUUCUCUGCGACACCAAGCCACUUUAGGACCUCAACGGUCUCUCAAGUACAACCAUGUACGCAGCGGAAAUACUGAUUCUUAUCUGACAAACAACCUUAGUUAGGAGCCCUUUUUGGAAGGCUCAUAGAAUGGAUGCAAGUUGAUCAAGACCCCUUGACGAAAGGAAAAGCGACCACGUAACACAUGCUGCGUCUUGUGAAAGCAGAACGUGAGAGACUUUGUAAAGCAAAAUGGAAAAUAUGAUCUUGAUUGACAACUGCAUUGUAUUUUUCUCAAAAGCACUAUGAACAAAUUAUUCAAAUUGUCCUGACACGGAGGAGAUGACCGUUAAAGUCUAGAGAGAGUAGUAGGGAUAGCUAAGUCAUAACGAUUGGUCUUCCAGGAGUAACAAACAACGACACAAGUCAGUUAUCCACGGUGUUUUAAAACCGUAUUGCUUUUUAGGUAAAGUUCAAAGCAAAGUGUUGAAUCAACAGAAUUUCCGUAAUUUAAUAAGCCUCGUGUUUGAAAGUGUCAAGUUUUCCCCUUCCCAAUUUUUUUGUUUAUGUUUUACAAAUUUCUCUGAACGUUUCGCUUUUUCGUGCAUGUUUUGCUUGACAGCGGUCGUUUCUUAUGUUUUCUUUCAACAUUUUCGCGAGAAAUUGACGCGCGGCUGCGCAAGAUUGAACCACUUGCGCAUGCUUUACGUUUGACCGCUGAGUUGUCACAUGCAGUGAAGCCGAAAAAUCAAAACAAUUCCUGAUUCCUUUAGACACUCAUA
Molecule: messenger RNA, 11708 nt
Organism: Pocillopora meandrina
Lineage: Eukaryota; Metazoa; Cnidaria; Anthozoa; Scleractinia; Pocilloporidae
Source: the annotation of a GenBank genome assembly